AUGGGAAUCUUUGUCUUCUUCGAAAAAAAUUACUUUUGGAAAGAAGCAUGCUUGGUAUUUCUGACAUAUUCCACCAAGUUUAUUUUGAUUGCGAUUUUGUAUUACUUUAUCAUAUUUCCCUUCGUUCUUGGCAUCUCAACACUGUUGCUAGGGCCCUUGGGAGUCACUGUUGCUGUGAUUCAUUCCGUUUUACACGUGAAUUGCUACGCGAAUAAAACCACUAGAUUGGCUAGUGCACGUCAUGGGCUUCAAAUAUUCAAUAAGCUUAUGCAAAAUUCCGACGAUCGUCAUAGAAUGACGUUAGGACUGGUCAAUUGGAAUAUUAGGAAAGAUCAAUGGCGCGGCACUCAUUGGUCUCGAAGAUUACCGAGCAUGCUCUGCCGUUUUGUACGAGUCUGGGUUUCUAGCACUGCACAAUUUCUUUUGUCGCUGGUACCCAUCGUGGGCAUAAUACUAGUAUCGCAACUAAAUGUCGCUAACAGAGGAUAUGACUAUGCGGAAAUAUUUUUGGAAUUGCAGAUGCCCAAUGCCAUUCAGAACGGUAUGGCAUAUUACGAAGAAUUUGGGAAAAAUGCCAUUUUUGGUCAAGUAGCCGGUAUCUUGGAAUCUAUUCCGAUUUUGUCCGGACUUUUAAUCACCACCAAUUACGUGGCUCGCGCAUUAUGGUUUCAAGACGAUCUCAUCAGUGCUAUGAGCUCAAAUUAA
Lachancea mirantina is the source of this 705-nucleotide messenger RNA. NCBI's taxonomy places the organism in Eukaryota, Fungi, Ascomycota, Saccharomycetes, Saccharomycetales, Saccharomycetaceae. The record is from the annotation of a GenBank genome assembly.